AUGCAGGGGCACAUCCCGGCACCGCUACUGCGCUCUCUACGGCGCUUCGCUACACCCGACGAGGUCGAAGAUGGCGACAAUAUUGACAUUUAUUCCUCAAUGGCGCACGGUGAGAUUUUGGGCACACAACGCGGCGUUAAGUCCAGUGCAGAUGAUGCGUUGGUCACACAACAGGUCGCAGUGUGGGGACUACUGCGUCUGUCGCCGGAAGACGCCGAUGGCCAUUCCUUCGUACGUAAUCUGCCAGGAGGCGUGGGUCAAAUCGGGCGAUUCGUGGUUGUGCGUGAGGAAGCCGCAGAAGAGGAGAACUGUCUCGCUACGCAGUUGCCGAUUUUGUAUCACUGCAAGGACGGGGAGGCUGUGAGGUUGGAGAUGCAAGUAGUCCAAUGCCUGCAUGCGCGCGAUUUCCAUCGUGCAAUUGGCUUCACUCCUUUGCGUUGUGCAGUAGAUCUGCAUAUGCUUGGCGACAAGAGGGUAUUGCUGCAUCAGUUAGAGAAGUACAAGGCCGCAUCAUGUGACGCUGACAGCUUCUACGUUCGCGUUGGAGUGACGCAAGGCAAGAAGAGCAGGAGUUUCCGCGUGCUUAAUGGCCGUGGGGAAGACGUCACGUCUGCUGAUACGAAGACUGUGGAGCUGGAAUCCAUUUUACCGGAGGUGGGUGAGAAUGAAGACAGCGGAGAGACGAAGAGUAAGAAGAAAAGCGCCAAGAAACAGAAGAAAGGAGGUAAAAAGACACCAGUGAAGCCGAGUGGAGACGAGGAAGAUAAGCUGGGCUUCUUGCCCUCUCUGGAGUACGGUGACAUUGCAAAUCUCGAUGUACUAAUCAGUCUCGCACCGUUAGAUGCAACUGCCGAUGUUGCUGCUCCCGUGAUUUCGAUCCCGACGCCUUCUGCCUCGAAGAAACCCCCUCAGCGCUUUCAUGCUCACUGUGAUGCAUUGGUUAUGGUCCCGGUAGACUCAUCUAUGGAAUCAGCGCUAGCGUUUCUCCGUCAACAACUUCACGAACAAUUGACAGAGGUGGCGAGCCGACUUAAAGGAGCCCCAGAGGCAGUCACCUCUGUGACAGCACACCAGUUCCCACUGGUCGGAGCGGCGUUCCCAUUAACGGUAAUAUGCUCUGACUGCGAGAGUUUGGACGACGUGAAGACGCUCGAGAGCCUGCAUCGCGCGUUUUUCCAACCAUUGGACCAGCCUCUCUUCCGCGUGUCUCGUGGAUGUUCGUUGGCUCAGCAGGGCGAAUGGCUCGCCUCAAGUGACGUGCUCUUUAAUGUGCACGAAGGCAUCCCGAGGUCCGGUGUAGGCGAUAACUGCCAGUCAGCUUUGGUGGAUGGUUUCUAUGGCUACUACCACUACCUCCAACAGGGUAUGAACGACAAAGGCUGGGGCUGUGCGUACCGAUCGCUGCAGACAUUAGCGUCCUGGCUGUUUGUCCAGCACUACACGCAGCAGCGAUUCCUCUCUUAUGAGCAGAUUCAAAGUGCUUUGGUCAAGAUUGGGGACAAACCUGCGCGUUUCCAAGGCUCAACCGAGUGGAUAGGUAGUCUGGAGGUCGGCUACGUUCUGGACGAGCUAUAUGGUGUGACUUUCCGCUCUCUCAGCGUCUCUAGUGGCGCUCAACUCCCCGACGUAGCACGAGAGCUUCUGUAUCACUUCGAGACGCAGGGAACGCCUGUCAUGAUGGGUGGAGGCCAACUGGCGUUCACCCUGCUGGGUGUAGACUACGAUCCUGAUGCAGGGGUCUGCGCCUUCCUCACACUGGACCCACACUACACUGGCGACGAGGACCUGGCCACAAUCCAGCACCAAACCGUAACUCUUGAGGGUUACAAGGCUGUGCCCUGCAGUUGGCGCAAGACUACAACUUUUGCCAAAAACAGCUUCUACAAUCUGUGCCUGCCACAACGCCCAAGUGUCGGCGUCUAA
This is a messenger RNA of Phytophthora infestans T30-4, 1923 nucleotides long. RefSeq names its product Ufm1-specific protease, putative. The coding region runs from base 1 to 1923 and encodes 640 amino acids. The record is from RefSeq and is a predicted model, not a curated record. The transcript has 2 exons. Lineage: Eukaryota; Oomycota; Peronosporomycetes; Peronosporales; Peronosporaceae.